Molecule: messenger RNA, 3318 nt
Organism: Dichomitus squalens LYAD-421 SS1
Lineage: Eukaryota; Fungi; Basidiomycota; Agaricomycetes; Polyporales; Polyporaceae
Product: metalloprotease
Exons: 16
Coding region: 22-1947 (641 amino acids)
Biological process (GO): proteolysis
Cellular component (GO): cytosol
Molecular function (GO): epoxide hydrolase activity; aminopeptidase activity; metallopeptidase activity
Source: RefSeq, a predicted model, not a curated record
CUUCCCUGAGAAUCGGAUAUCAUGUCUCUCCCGUACGACCCUUCUACUCAAGCCAACUGGCAAGACAUCGCCACAGAGAACGUCGAUUUCGACUGGACCGUCAACUUCCAGCAACAGACCAUCUCGGGAUCUGCGACCCAUCACCUACGCGUGAAGAAAGACGAUGUACAUCAAGUGGUCUUUGAUACUCAAGCGCUGGAGGUCACCAAGACCACCGUCGAGGGGAAGCCUGUCGAUUACAAGCUCGGGCCUCUCCAUGCUGUCAUGGGCACACCUCUGAUCAUUCCUGUCCCUUCUGGCCUCAAAGUUGGCGAUCAAGUCCACGUGCAGAUAUUCUACAGCACGACCAAGGAGUGCCCUGCGCUACAAUGGCUAGACAAGGAACAGACCCAGGGCAAGAAAUUCCCCUUCGCCUUCAGCCAAGCGCAGCCCAUCUACGCUCGCAGUCUCGCCCCGCUCCAGGACACUUCCUCGGUCAAGAUCACCUACACCUCGAAGGCGAAGUCGGUCCUUCCGGCGCUGAUGUCCGCCAUCCGCGUCUCUCCCCCGUCCGACGGCCCCGCGCAUGACGGAAAGGAGGUCGGCAAGGACUGGGUCACCUACGAAUACAGACAGCCUAUCCCCAUACCUCCAUACCUGGUCGCCAUCGCAGCGGGAAACUUCACCUACCGCGCCCUUCCGAAGGUGGAGGGCAAGCAGUGGACGAGCGGUGUCUGGGCCGAACCUGAGACCCUGGACGCUGCCUACUGGGAGUUCAGCGAGGACAUCAAAAAGUUCCUGGUUACCGCGGAGACGAUCUUGCCUCCGUACCGGUUCGGCGUGUUCGACGUGCUCGUUCUUCCGCCUUCGUUCCCCUACGGCGGUAUGGAGAAUGCUUGCCUUACCUUCCUGACGCCAACUUUGAUUGUCGGUGACCGAACGCUCACAGACGUAGUGGUCCACGAGAUGACGCACUCCUGGUUUGGCAACGGUGUAACCCAAGCGAACUCGACCCACUUCUGGCUCAACGAGGGCUGGACGACCUACAUCGAGCGCCUCCUCCUCCAACUCCUCCACACGCCCGCCGACCGCGGCUUCUCCUUCCUCAUCGGCCGAAAAUCCCUCGAGGACGCGCUCAAGCAGUACUCGGACCGCCCAAAGUACCAGCGGCUCGUCAUCGACUUCGAGACGGGCGAGGACCCCGACGACGCGUACAGCACGAUCCCGUACGAGAAGGGCGCGAACUUCAUCCUGCACCUCGAGCGCAUGCUCGGCGGCCUCGACGCGUUCCUGCCGUACAUCAAGGACUACGCGACGACCUUCCAGGGAAAGAGCAUCACGACGGAGGACUGGAAGCGCCAUCUGUACGCGUACUGGGAGAAGCACGGCGGCCCGGAGAAGAUCAAGGCGCUGGACAGCGUCAAGUGGGAUGAAUGGCUAUAUGGCGAAGGCCUCAAGCUCCCAGUUGAGGUGGUAUAUGAUACCGCGCUCGCGCGCGACGCCUACUCUCUUGCGGAGAAGUGGGACGCGUCUCGUCACGAGGCAGACAUCGCCAAGCUGUCCUUCUCAGCAGCGGACGUGGCGUCCUUCAACGCCAACCAGAAAGCCGUUUUCCUCGAAAGGCUCCAGUCAUAUCCUGCCCUGCCGUCCUCGCACAUCGCUCACCUCGGCGAGGUCUACUCCCUAUCCACGACUCUCAAUGCCGAGCUCCGCUGGCGCUUCUAUGAGGUCGCAUUGCUCGACCCCACCUCACCUUCCUCGCAGGAGUAUGCGCCGCAGGCUGCGAAGUGGGUCACCGGCAACGAUGGAACGGGCAUUGUCCGUGGCAGGAUGAAGUUCUGCCGGCCGACGUUCCGUGCGAUAGCACGAGCGGACAGGAAGCUUGCGCUAGACUACUACUCUUCGAACAAGCAGUCGUUCCAUCCUAUCGCGCGGAGAUUGAUCGAGAAGGAUCUCGGUAUUGCAUGAGGACGGAUAUGGUAUCGAACGACGAAGGGUACAAUCAACUUGAGGAGACUACGCCAUGCAAAACAGGCAGCAUUGUACACGAGAACACUGUAGUGGUACCCAAUGUAACAAACGCAUCUUCCACAUCUAUACGAUGACGUCUACUUAAAGCCACCCCACAAAUCCCCGAAAGCAUCGUCCUUCUUCUGGACGUUCGCCGUCGUAGUAGUCGCAGCAGGCGCGCCCCACACAUCGCUCGUCGAGAACAAGCUCUGUGGAGCGCCAGCGCCAGCACCAAUUCCCCCGCCAGGCGUGCCCCAGAUAUCUGUCUGCGCAGGUGCGGCAGCAGGGGCGUUCCACCCCGAGCUCGCGCCCCACAGCCCGACGCCCGCAUUGCCUAUCAUACUCGUCUGCUGGGGCUGCUGCUGCUGUGGCUGGCCGAACCCACCCGCGCCUGCGCCCCAUAUGGUCUGCUGCUGAGGCGCCGUCCCGAACCCGCCCAAACCACUUAGCCCACCGAACUGGUUCUGUGCCUGCGGCUGCAUGCCAGGCUGGGCUCCGAAUCCACCUGCACCCGCGCCGGCAAACGCAGCCUGCUGCUGCGCGUACGGGUUGGGUUGCGCGGGGGCAGCGGUAGAGAACAGGGACAUGAUCUCCGCCUUGACGUCCUUCUUCGGCUGCUCCUGCUGGGCGGGCUGGGGCGUCGAGCUCGUGGGCGCGUGGAAGUCGAGGGAGAAGAGGUCCACAGCUGCCGACUGGGGCUGUUGCUGCUGCACCGGCGGUUGCGCUUGUUGCUGCUGAGGGGAAGGGAUGGCGGGGGAAGCGGUCUGCCGGCUGGCAGCUACGGCGGUCGAGAGCAGCUGAUGCGGCUGCUGCGAGCGGACCGCGUUGACGGAGGAGACGGAAGCGCGGGAGGCAUGCGAGGGGGAAGCGAUUGGUGCUGGCGCAGGGGUGGUUUGGGCGGGAGCAGGGGCAUCGCCUUCGAGUACGGCGGGGUCUUCUGGGAGUGGACCCUCGCGUGCCCAUCGCUUGGACUCGUAUUUCGAGCGGAUGUAUGAAUCCAUCUUGUGAUCAGGUGGAACAUGGCCUUGUCUCAAGUGUGCCUCCCAGUACAAGUUCGCCCUCCGGUUCCCCCACUUUUGUAUUGAGGCCAUCUGCUCCGGAGUCCAAACGUCGAGAUCCACGGACUUGACUUUGCUUAUGUGGGUGCCCAUAGAACGGUGGAUGCCUGAGCAUCUGAUGCACAGGAAAACACCCAAGUUCCAAGAGGCCCAUCGCGGGUCGUUACGCUUGCAAUCGGCGCAUGUCUUGUUCUCUGGUCUUUUGAGAAGCUCUCUAAGGGUGCGUGCAUGACGCUCAAUUGUCGCCUUGUCCUGCUUGGUCGACAUGAUG